This is a messenger RNA of Haemonchus placei, 2724 nucleotides long. Lineage: Eukaryota; Metazoa; Nematoda; Chromadorea; Rhabditida; Trichostrongylidae. The record is from the annotation of a GenBank genome assembly.
AUGAAAAUUGCUGUGAUCGGCCAGUCGGCAUUCGGGGUAGACGUCUACAAAGCUAUACGAAAAAAUGGCCACGAAGUCGUCGUUGUUUUCACGAUUCCCGACAAAAACGGCCGCGAAGACCUCCUUGCCCUCGAAGCAGCAAAGGACGGCGUUCCAGUCGAAAAACCUGCUCGAUGGAGGAAAAAGAUUGCUGAAGGCAAAUUUGAGGUGCUGCCCAGUAUGCUGAAGCUCUACCUAUCAUAUGGUGCUGAGUUGAAUGUGCUACCAUUCUGUACUCAGUUCAUUCCACCUGAAGUCAUCGAUGCUCCCAAAUACAAGAGUAUCAUCUAUCAUCCUUCGAUACUUCCAAAGCACAGAGGAGCAUCCGCCAUAAAUUGGACUCUGAUCGAAGGCGAUGAAGAGGCUGGACUGAGCAUUUUCUGGGCAGACGACGGCCUCGAUACCGGGCCGAUUCUGUUGCAGAAAAAGUGCAAAGUUGAAGAGAAUGACACUCUAAACUCGCUGUACACAAGAUUUUUGUACCCAGCCGGUGUUGAGGCGAUGGCUGAAGCAGUAGAGCUGAUAGCCGCUGGGAAAGCCCCACGAAUUGUUCAACCGACUGAGGGCGCUUCUUACGAGCCGUACAUCACUACAAAACCAGAACUGGCCGAAAUCGACUGGAAAAAGACACAACAGCAAUUGCACAACUUCAUCAGGGGUAACGACAAGGUGCCAGGAGCUUGGGCCACGAUGAACGGCGAGAAAGUCACCAUGUUUGGAAGCACUCGAUGGCGUGGCAAAGUUCCUCCUCCAGAGGCUCGGGAGGUUGAAGUCGCCGAAGUGCCCGGUGGUAAGGUAUAUGCUCACGAGGGUGGGCUGCUAUUACCAGGAAGUGAUGGUCGUUGGGUAAAUGUGGACACAGUCAAGAUCGGUUCAAAAACAGUUCCUGCCCACAAGUACGGUUUGGAGGAGGAGCAAGGCGAGAAACUGGUCUAUACCGAGGAAGAGGCUAAGAUCGUCGAGAUUGUCAGGAAAAUUUGGGAAGCAAUCCUGAAACAACAGGUGUCCGACGAGACAGACUUCUUCGAGUCUGGUGGCACAUCAGCCGACGUCACUCGUCUCGUUGAAGAGAUCAAGUUCAACACUAAAGUCGAAUUGGAGAACACUGACGUGUACAUGGCUCCGAAAUUCGGUGAAAGUGUUGAUUCUGUGAUUAGAAAGCUUCGUGGAGGUGACAACAUCACUGUGACAUAUGACCCGAUUGUGAUGAAUGUGAAUGGUAUGGAAUUGAAAUUCCCUCAUGAAAUGUUCAUCGAUGGAAAAUUCGUGCAAUCAGCAAGUGGAAGAUUGUACGACACAAUAAAUCCCAAUGACGAGUCGGUGAUCUGUAAGAUUCCGAAAGCCGAUGUCAAUGAUUUGAACAAAGCCGUGGCUGCAGCUAAAAAGGCAUUCGAAGAUGGUGAAUGGCGAAAAAUGUCGGCUCGUGAUCGUGGAAAGAGGCUCUAUAAGCUGGCUGACCUCAUGGAAGAGCACAAGGAAGAACUGGCCACACUUGAAUCAAUUGAUGCUGGUGCAGUAUAUACUCUGGCACUGAAGACCCAUGUUGGGAUGUCGAUCGAUGUAUGGCGCUAUUUUGCUGGGUGGUGCGAUAAGAUCGAGGGCCACACAAUCCCGAUUUCAAACGCUCGACCAAACUUCAACUUGACGUUAACAAAACGGGAACCUGUCGGUGUCGUUGGUCUGAUCACACCAUGGAACUAUCCUCUGAUGAUGCUGUCAUGGAAAAUGGCAGCCUGUCUAGCAGCCGGGAAUACGGUCGUUCACAAACCGGCACAGGUGACUCCACUGACUGCAUUGAAAUUUGCCGAAUUGUCAGUACUGGCCGGAAUCCCACCCGGAGUGAUCAAUAUCGUCACUGGAUCAGGAGCCGAAGUCGGACAAAUCCUUGCCGAACAUCAGGAUGUGCGAAAAAUUGGUUUCACCGGAUCAACGGAAGUUGGCGCCCAAGUUAUGGCCAGCUGUGGUAAAUCUAAUGUGAAAAAAGUGUCACUGGAGCUGGGAGGUAAAUCGCCAUUAAUCGUCUUUGCAGACACCGACAUCGACAAGGCCAUCAAGCAGACAUGCAAUGCGGUGUUCUUCAACAAAGGAGAGAACUGCAUAGCUGCAGGAAGAAUUUUCGUAGCCAACAGCAUUCAUGAUGAUUUCUUGAAGAAGUUGGUAGAGGAGGCCAAAAAGUACGUCAUCGGCGAUCCACUUGACAGAUCCACUAACCAUGGACCACAAAAUCACAAAGCUCAUCUGGACAAGCUUGUUGACUACGUAAAGAAAUCGGUUGCUGGAGGAGCCAAGCUGGUACUUGGUGGGGAACGCCUCCCACGACCUGGUCUUUUCUUCCCACCAACAAUCCUUGCCGAAGUCGACGACGACAACUUCGCCGCUAUAGAGGAGUCGUUUGGUCCGAUUAUGUGUGUCAGCCGCUUUGAUGACGAUGAUAUCGACACAGUGAUACGACGUGCCAAUAAGACUGAAUUCGGACUGGCGGCCGGGGUAUUCUCGAAGGAUGUAUCGAAGGUGUUACGUGUGGCAGACAGAUUACAAGCCGGUACCGUAUUUAUCAAUACCUACCAGAAGACAGAUGUCGCUGCUCCCUUUGGCGGAUUCAAACAAUCUGGCUUCGGAAAGGAUCUCGGUGCCGAAGCGUUGAACGAGUAUCUUCAAACGAAAACGAUCACAUUCGAAUAUUAA